AUGGCCGCCCGGGCCCACAAUCUCCCGUUCGACCAGAACGCCAAGAAGUACCAGUGCUGCUGCAAUAAUCUACACAUUAAGCAAGGAGCCCGCAUCGUCUCAUGUCUAUUAGCCAUCUCCCUUGCCGUCUCGGUCAUCUUCUCCCUCACCAGAACCGCUACCGUCGCUUUUCAAAACAUUUUUAGCGCUGCUUUUGGUCUGGUCAUCUUCGGCAUGUUACUCUACGGCGUGUUCAAGGAGAAGCGGCUUUAUAUUUUGCCGUAUAUGAUCUUCCAGGCAAUCAGCCUCGUGCUGACCUUCCUCGGGUUGCUCGCCAUCCUGAUCAUGAUCGGAGUGAACACGGGCGCGAUCAGACAAUUGGCCCAGGAUUUUUAUGGAUUGGAGCAGGAUGGGCUCACCCCAGACGAGUUUAAUCACGCUUUGUCAACCUUCGCCGUUCUUCUCGUCAUUUUCAUCUGCAUUUCCGGCCUCAUCGAGGCCUAUUUCCUCGAGGUCAUCUACCGGUUCUACGUCUUUUUGAAGGAACGCGAGACCUCCUUCAACUUCAAUUUCGACACGUGUACCCCGGGAUUCACCCCAAAUAACCCGCCAAAUUACGAUGGCAUGCUCGGA
Molecule: messenger RNA, 612 nt
Organism: Mesorhabditis spiculigera
Lineage: Eukaryota; Metazoa; Nematoda; Chromadorea; Rhabditida; Rhabditidae
Source: the annotation of a GenBank genome assembly